Molecule: messenger RNA, 709 nt
Organism: Stegodyphus dumicola
Lineage: Eukaryota; Metazoa; Arthropoda; Arachnida; Araneae; Eresidae
Product: DENN domain-containing protein 2A-like
Source: RefSeq, a predicted model, not a curated record
AUGACGGUAAAAACAGGAUGGGCCAAGGAGGCAUCGGAGGCUGAGUUAACAAGAGCAUUGCAGUUGUUAGAUGUUGAUAUUCUUGUAAAAUCUGUUGCUUCCUUAUUGCUUGAACGUCGUAUUUUGUUAUUUUCUUCUUCUACCAGUAACCUUUAUCAGUGCUGUAAAGCAGUGUCUUCUUUGCUGUAUCCAUUUGAAUGGCCGCAUAUGAUUGUUCCUGUUCUUCCUAAUUGUUUAACAGUUCAGUGUUGCUCAGAUUCACCUUAUAUUCUUGGAAUUUUAACAAACAGUUGUAGUACGGUUUUGGAAUUGCUUUCAGAACAUGAACUGCUGAUUAUUGAUGUUGAUAAAGGAUCCAUAUUAAAAGCUUGCAAUGAUGAAGAUACCAUUCUACCAAGAAAAGUACAGAAAGCUGUAAUUACUGCUUUGAAUCUUGCUAAAAAUAUGACAGUUGGUCCCAGCAUUCCUUGGAAACAACUGUGCUCAGUUGCAGCUGUGUAGGUAACUUGUAUGGUCUGUUCUGUGUCUUUCAAAUGUUGAAGAGUAUCGACUCCCCCGCUUCAGUUGCAGCGAAAAUUCUUGAGAACAGACACAAUCUCUUUCAAACAAAUUUUUUGAAGUGUCUAGUCUAGGACUUGAAAACAGCUGUCACCUCUUGGUUAUCGGAGCAGGUGGCAAGUUUCUAUGAAGAGGGUAUUAAAAAUUUAGU